AUGUUAGCUCAACCAACAGUCAUCCUUUUCUGUUUGCUCUUCAUCCAAUCAAUCACUACCUCCCAUGGCCAUGGCCGCUACCAUGUCAGCAAACCCCCACCACAACCACCAUGCCGCCCGCCCCACCAUGACUCCUACGCUUUCUGCAAUACUUCACUCCCCCUGAAAGCCCGAGCUCAAUCCCUAAUCUCCCUCCUCACACUCGACGAGAAAAUCAGCCAGCUCUCGGACAACGCCUCCGCCGUCCCACGGCUCGGCAUCCCGCCAUACGAAUGGUGGUCGGAAUCUCUCCACGGAAUCGCCACCAAUGGCCCAGGCGUCUCCUUCAACGGCGCCGUCAGAUCCGCCACUGGAUUUCCCCAGGUCAUCCUCGCCGCCGCCGCCUUCAACCGGAGCCUGUGGUCGGCGGUGGCGGCGGCGAUUUCCGUUGAGGCGAAGGCGAUGCAUAAUUCGGGGCAGGCCGGGCUGACGUUCUGGGCGCCGAACAUUAAUGUUUUCAGAGACCCUAGGUGGGGGAGGGGGCAGGAGACGCCGGGGGAGGAUCCCAUGAUGGCUUCCGAUUUCGCGGUGGAGUAUGUUAGGGCGUUUCAGGGUGAGUACCGUAGGGUUGGUUCGUGGAAGGAGAGACAUGGAUAUGGAUUGCAGAGAAGAGUGUUAGGAGAUGCUGCUGUUGCUGUUGCUGCUGCUGAUGAUGAUGAUAAUGAUGAUAGUGAUGAUGAUCAUGAAAAAGAUGAUGAUAGGUUGAUGCUAUCUGCUUGCUGCAAGCAUUUCACUGCGUAUGAUUUGGAGAAAUGGGGGCAGUUCACUAGAUAUAACUUCAAUGCUGUGGUCACAGAUCAGGAUAUGGCAGACACAUAUCAAGCACCUUUCAAGAGUUGCAUCCAGCAGGGUAAUGCCAGCUGCUUGAUGUGCUCAUACAAUGCUGUGAAUGGGAUACCAGCAUGCACCAAUCGCGAGCUCUUACAAAAAGCUCGAACUGAAUGGAAUUUCAAAGGUUACAUAACUUCGGACUGUGAUGCUGUUGCCACAAUUUAUGAAGACCAAAAGUAUACAAAAACUCCGGAAGACGCUGUUGCAGCCGCCAUUAAAGCAGGGACUGACAUAAACUGCGGAACGUAUAUGUUGCGUCACAUGAAGUCUGCAGUUGAGCAGGGGAAAGUGUUGGAGGCGGAUAUUGAUCGAGCAUUGCUAAAUCUUUUCACUGUGCAGCUUCGGCUUGGGCUCUUUGAUGAUGUGCAUGGAAGUAAUCCGUUCAGAAAUUUGGGACCUCAAGACGUGUGCACUAAACAACAUAGAAACUUGGCUCUUGAAGCUGCAAGGCAGGGUAUUGUGCUUCUGAAAAAUGAGCAGAAACUUUUGCCUUUAGAUACACAUUUUGACUCGUCACUUGCCAUUAUUGGUCCUCUGUCUAAUUCAACUGAUAUGGGAGGUGGCUAUACAGGAGUUCCAUGCAACCCAAUAAGCAUCUUCCAAGGACUUAAAGAAUAUGUCAAUAAUGUCCAUCAUGCUACGGGUUGCCAGGACGUAUCUUGCAAUUCAACUGUUCAUUUUGCGCAAGCUAUUUCUGUAGCCAAACAAGCAGACUAUGUGGUUGUGGUUGUUGGUUUGGAUUUAUCUCAAGAAAGAGAGGAUCACGACAGAUACAGCCUUCUUUUACCUGGCCAUCAGAAGGAACUCGUUACUGCUUUAGCUUCUGUGAGUAAAAAACCAUUGAUAUUAGUUCUUACGGGGGGUGGCCCACUCGAUGUAUCGUUCGCUGCUGGGGACCCACGUAUUGGCAGCAUUCUCUGGAUCGGUUAUCCUGGGGAGACUGCUGGUACAGCCCUUGCAGAAAUCAUUUCAGGACAAUAUAAUCCAGGUGGAAGACUACCCAUGACUUGGUACCCCGAAUCGUUCACGAGCGUGCCCAUGAGUGACAUGAACAUGCGACCCAACCCUACCCGCAACUAUCCAGGAAGGACUUACCGGUUUUACACUGGAGACACGAUAUAUAAUUUUGGAUACGGGCUAAGUUACACGAGCUUCACAUACAAACUUCUAUCAGCACCCAAAAAAUUGAGUCUUAAUUAUUCUAGACGCCGGAGAGACAUGCUGUAUUAUAAAAGAGGCAAAACCCGUGAUUAUAUCUAUAUUGAUGAGGUCCCAAAUUGCAGUUCAUUGCGAUUUCAAGUGCAGAUUGGGGUGACGAACAAUGAGGACGUCCAUGGGAAUGAGGUGGUGCUAUUAUUUUCAAAAGCAGUUAUGAAACUCGAAGGCUCUCCUGAAAAGCAGCUAAUCGGGUUUGAGCGUAUCCAAUUAUUGCCUUAUGAAGCUGUUGAAACUACGCUUGUAGUUGACCCGUGCCAACAUUUUAGCUUUGCAGACGAGCUCGGGAAUAUGGUACUGCCUACAGGUGAUCACAUUCUGAUGUCGGGAGGUUUAGAGCAUAUUAUUUCGGUUAACGUGUGA
This is a messenger RNA of Striga hermonthica, 2448 nucleotides long. Lineage: Eukaryota; Viridiplantae; Streptophyta; Magnoliopsida; Lamiales; Orobanchaceae. The record is from the annotation of a GenBank genome assembly.